UGUUCUCAUUGUCCAGAGAGACAGAGAGUUAAGAACAAGGCGUGCUCUGCGCUUUUGAGGAAGAGAGAGAAAGAGAGUAUAAUUAAACUCUUUUCACAGAGAAGAGUUUGGUAGGGCUUGUUAAUGGUGAUUUGAUCGAAGGUUUGGCUGCAAUAAAUUUGAGAGUUUGAGGAUAUAUUGCAUUGGGUCUUUCUUUCCUUAUAUAUAUAUAUAUAACUAUAAGCCAAAGAGAAAGAGAGAGAGAGAGAGAGAUAUAUAGCGGUAUUUCUGGGGGAGAAAUUUGCUUUGCUUUGUUCUUGGAAGAAGUGGUGGUUUCAGUCAGAGAAUAUUUGGGUCGUUGUUAUUUAAAGGAGGAACUACACAGAGCGUUUUAGAAAGUGCUUCUUUAAGGCCUUGGUACUUCCAAGCUUUGGUUUUUGCUCUGGUUUUAAGGCCCUUUUUUUUGUGUUUCUCUGGUAAUUUGAAAGACGAGAAUGGUUGAGAUGGACUGGCCCUCUUCUUUGAACGAAUACGAAAAGCUUGUGAUUCGGAUGAACACUCCUAGGGUCGUGAUCGACAAUGCCGUUUGCCCCAAUGCGACUCUUGUCACGGUUGAUAGUGCUAGAAGGCAUGGAAUUUUACUUGAGGCCGUGCAGGUUCUCACGGAUCUGAACCUUUCCAUCAAAAAGGCUUACAUAUCUUCAGAUGUAAGAUGGUUCAUGGAUGUUUUCCAUGUGACUGAUCAAAACGGAAACAAACUUACGGAUGAGAGCGUUAUCAGAUACAUUGAACAGUCUAUGGGCAGCAUUCACUGUGGUCGGACUAACGGCAAUAACGGCCUGACUGCCCUAGAACUAACCGGAACCGACCGUGUUGGUCUACUAUCCGAGGUUUUUGCUGUGCUAGCUGACCUUCAAUGCAAUAUUGUGGAAGCUAAAGUUUGGACUCACAAUGGCCGAAUUGCUUCACUAAUCUAUGUGAAGGACUGUGAUUCCGGUUGCCCAAUUGAGGAUUCCCAGAAAUUAGACCAAAUCGAAGCUCGUUUGAGGAAUGUACUCAAAGGUGACAAUGAUAUUCGCAGUGCUAAGACCUCGGUGUCUAUGGCGGUCACGCACACUGAGAGGAGGCUGCACCAAAUGAUGUUUGCGGAUCGUGAUUAUGAGCGGAAGCCAAUUUUGAAGCCUAGUGAUGACUGUCCCAUUGUCACGGUUCAGAAUUGGAUUGAGAGGGGUUACUCCGUUGUGAAUGUUCAGUGCAAGGACAGGUCGAAGCUUUUAUUUGACAUUGUUUGCACGAUGACAGACAUGGAGUAUGUUGUUUUUCAUGCUACUAUCAAUACAGCUGGAGACAGAGCAUAUUUGGAAUUUUACAUUAGACACGCAGAUGGGACCCCAAUAAGUUCUGAACCAGAGAGGCAACGCGUUAUUCAAUGCCUACAAGCUUCAAUUGAGAGAAGGGCUUAUGAGGGUGUGAGGCUUGAACUAUCCGCGGAAGAUAGGCAGGGGCUUUUGGCCGAUGUGACAAGAACGUUCCGAGAGAAUGGGCUUAAUGUGACGAGAGCCGAUAUAUCAACCCAAAGAGAGAUGGCCGUGAAUGAGUUUUAUGUAACGGAUGCAGUUGGUAACACUGCGGAUCCAAAACUCAUUGAAGCUGUUAGACAAAAAAUAGGGUUGAGUAAUUUGAAAGUGAAGGAAUUGCCAAUGAUUUGUCAUAAGAAUGUUGAAAGUGAAGAGCAGCCAGUUGGGGUCGGUGGGGCAGUGUUAUUAUCACUUGGGAGCUUAGUGAGGAGGAAUCUGUACAACUUGGGAUGGAUCAGGUCUUAUUCUUAAAGAUGCUUGUAUUUCUUCUUUGAAAUGAGAAGGGAAUUUGGGAUUGUAGAGCUUAAAAUAUUCUUUGCUUCAGGUUUGGACAUUUGUGUACAUAAAAAGAGGAAGGUGGUGGAAUUUGGUGAUAGUAGUUAUAGUUGGUUGGGUUUGGUUGGUUGAAUAGAUGAUAGAUACUUUGAGAGAGAGAGAGAGGGGGGGCCUCUCCACCGUAUUAAAAAUGUGUCGCUUUAUUUGAAGAGGGGUUUGAAUUAGUAGAAGGGGAAACAGGUGGAAGAAGUAAAAGGUUGUGUUGUUGGUUGGGGAGUUUGUGGGAUAUAGAGGUUAUUGCUGGCAAGCACAGAGGAAAGUAGUAGGUAGAUGAAUAGGGAAUUUGUUUCAUACAGAACGAAUGUGUACAUAUUAAUGACUUUGUUUAUCUCAAGUAUUUUAGUUUUUAAUGGU
Quercus robur (English oak) is the source of this 2246-nucleotide messenger RNA. Its product is annotated as ACT domain-containing protein ACR8-like. The transcript is spliced from 7 exons. The coding region runs from base 474 to 1808 and encodes 444 amino acids. The record is from RefSeq and is a predicted model, not a curated record. NCBI's taxonomy places the organism in Eukaryota, Viridiplantae, Streptophyta, Magnoliopsida, Fagales, Fagaceae.